Molecule: messenger RNA, 843 nt
Organism: Symbiodinium natans
Lineage: Eukaryota; Dinophyceae; Suessiales; Symbiodiniaceae
Source: the annotation of a GenBank genome assembly
AUGAGAAUAAGAAGAGGAACAGGAAGAAGAAGAAGAAGAAGAAGGAGAAGAAGGAGAAGAAUAGGAAGAAAUAGAAAGCGGCAGUUUGGUUGCUGCAGAGCUUUGACUGGAGACGUUUGUGUAUACCAGCCCCACUUCGCCCCUUGGGAUUUCCCGCCACGGAUCUUUUUGGAUCUCGGUUCACGUUUGGCUGAAACCGCAGCUGCCCCUUACGAAGCCCCCAGAUUGCCGGAUCCCCCCGCCGAAGGGGUUUUCUCCAAGCAGGACUGCGGAGACGAUGCCUUCUUCCUGGCUGGCGGCAAGCAGACCUUAACUGUUGGCGUGGCCGACGGCGUCAGUAGCUGGGCAAGGUACGGCAUCAAUCCGGCGCUCUUCGCCUGGGAGCUGAUGGUGCGCUGUGAGGGUGCCGUGGGAUGUGCGGCCACGGAUGGCUCCCUGGAUGCUGGGGAAAUCUUGACCGAGGGCUUUGAGAGCGCGGUCCGUGAGAGUGGCAGGCACAUGGUGGGAAGCAGCACGGCUUGCAUCGCGUCCCUGGAUUGCAGCGCUGGCGAGCUGGAAGUCGCCAACCUUGGGGACAGUGGGGCCAUCGUCGUUCAGCCCGAUGGCCACGUGCAUUAUUUCAACUGUCCGUACCAGCUGGUCUGUGUGCCACCAUCGCGCCUCGGUGGUGCAAACAAUGGUGAUCUGCCCGCAAGCAGCGACAAGUACGUCACGCAGGUCCGUGCCGGGGAUGUCCUGAUCUUAGCCACCGACGGCUUCUUCGACAACGUGUGGAAGGACCGGGCGGUCGAAGUGUCUCGGACGAGCACAAGACACUUGACCUUGCGGCCUUUUGCCUUAUAG